Messenger RNA from Menidia menidia (Atlantic silverside), 381 nucleotides. NCBI's taxonomy places the organism in Eukaryota, Metazoa, Chordata, Actinopteri, Atheriniformes, Atherinopsidae. The record is from the annotation of a GenBank genome assembly.
AUGAGCACACGUCGUGAUAAAAACAAGAGGGAAGUGCUGCUUCCUGCAGACGGUCGGCUGCUGUCAGUCUGUACUCUUAGGGACCGAAAGGGGGUGCGGAUAGUCCCUCUGGACAGCUAUGUAACUGUGGAGGUGUCGGAGAGCAGUGAAUUGUCUCAUGCCUCACGCAUGAACAAAGCGGUGGUGGUGUUUCUGAAGAACGAGCCUAAAGUCCAUCAGCUAAUUGAGUCUGGGGAGGUUGUCAGGGACUUGUUGGUGCAGGUUUCCCCGCUGUCAGUGCGAUCCACGCGGAUCACUGUAUCCGGUGUUCCGUCGUUCAUCCCGAACGUCCUGCUGGAGAACGAGCUCCGUAGGUUUGGCAAACUGGCAAGUGGCUGCUGA